GCACAGUAGCGGCAAAUGAAGCCCUAUGCUAGCUAUUGCGCGACAUUGGGACCGAUUUAGAGGACGAACAACUCAGACCUCUCCCUCUCUCAUCGGCGGUGAGAGAAAGUCUCGGUAACACCAAAGCAGAGCGACUAUAUCCACCAACCUCCCUCCCUUUAUUCAACUUUCAACACCUCGAAAUCUAAGCUUCUGAGCUCAACAACCCUAGCACCUCUCUCUCUGUUCUCUGUCUGUAUACAUAUUUAUGGGAUAAUUGCAGAGGAUAUCACAUUGAAGAUAAACAUAAGGUAGAGAGCAUAUGAGGAAAUAAUGAGAAAUGGGUGUUUUUGGAUAAUAUUUUUCUGGGACUCGUGCACACUUUAGGUGUAUGGAGUUCAUUACAACAACACCAGAACUACGUUCUUAGCAUGAGUAUGGAAGUAUCUACAACACGAGAAAGCAGUGAGGCCGAAAAAAUCUCAAGCCCUAAACGAACUAUGUCAGAACUAAAUAAUGAAUUUAGUUGGAGAAGUGUAUGCAGUGAACCGCUGGAACAAAAAGUUGAUAUUGCCAAUGAAAAUGUGCCAAAUGGACCUGCAAAAACUGCGACUACAGAAUUCAAUUGUGUUGGUAUUGAACAAUUGAGACCAGUUCCUGAAGAACUGACUACAAAUUCAAGCCGUGAACAAUUAAAAUCAGCAGCAGAAGAUGCCACCAUGGAUUCUAAUCUUGGACAGUUUGAAUUACUACCUAAAGAUGCUAUUGGGGGAAUUCCAACCCCUAAACAAACUACAUCAGAACUAAUUCCUGAAUUUGGUUCUGAAAGUCUACAAAGUGAAUCAGUAGAACAGAAACAGGUGAUUGGCUCUGAAGAUUUUCAAAAUAGACAAGCAGAAACCAGGAUGGCAGACUCCGACUGUAUGGAUGUUGAACAAUCAGGACUGCCUCCCGAACAUGUGACCGGAAGUUCCAUGCAACCAGAUGUUGAACAAUCGGGAAUGCCUUCUGAACAUGCCACUGGAAAUUCCAGCUGUGAACAAUUGAGAUCACCACCACAAGAUGCGGCCAUGAAGUCUUGUCUUGAGCAAUUGGGGUCCCCUGAAGAUGCAGCAAUGAAUUCUAAUCUGGAACGAUUGGGACAUCCACCUGAUAGUGCGUCCCAAAAUCCUUGCCUUGAACAAAUAGGAUCAUCACUGCCUGAUGCAGACAAGAAUCCCUGUGAGUUGGAGCAUAGGGAUAAACGAACUUCUGCAAAAUCAAGAAAAGGAAAAUAUGCAGUCAGUCCUUCAGUAGGGUGUAACAGGGUUUUGCGCUCGAGGUCACAAGAGAAGCCCAAAGCUCAGGAGCCUGUUAAUACUUUGGCAGAACAUGGUGCUAAUGAAGAAACGAAAAAGAAGAAGAAGAAGAAGAAGAAGAAGAGACAAGAAAAGAGAACUACAGUAAAUGAGUUCAAAAGAAUCCGGAAUCACCUAAGAUACUUGCUAUGUAGAAUGAGCUAUGAGCAAAACUUGAUUGUUGUUUAUUCUGGUGAAGGCUGGAAAGGACAAAGCCUAGAAAAGGUUAAACCUGAGAAGGAGCUUGAACGUGCCAAGUCUGAUAUUUUCCGCCUCAAAUUAAAGAUAAGAGAUCUAUUUCAACGUCUUGAUCAGUCAUUUGCUGAGGGAAGGCUUCCAAAAUCUUUAUUUGAUUCUGAAGGAGAGAUCGACAGUGAGGAUAUAUUCUGUGCGAAAUGUGGGUCUAAAGAGACGUCAGUUGACAAUGAUAUCAUACUAUGUGAUGGUGCUUGUGAACGGGGGUUUCACCAGUUUUGUCUGGAACCACCGUUGUUAAAAGAAGACAUUCCUCCUGAUGACGAGGGCUGGCUUUGCCCUGGAUGUGAUUGCAAAGUUGACUGCAUUGACUUGCUGAAUGAAUCUCAAGGAACGGAUCUUUCAAUUACCGAUGGCCCGGAGAAGGUUUAUCCCGAGGCAGCAGCUGGAAAUAAGCUGGACGAUGCUUCUGGAUUUCCAUCAGAUGAUUCUCAGGAUGAUGACUAUGAUCCUGAUGGUGCAGAAGUGGAUGAGAAUGUUCAAGGAGAUGAAUCAAGUUCUGAAGGAUCUGAAUUCUAUUCCGCAUCUGAUGAUUUUAGGGCUUCACCUGAUAAUGGGAAGUAUUUGGGACUUCCUUCAGAUGAUUCAGAGGAUGAUGAUUAUGAUCCUAGUGCUCCAGAUCUUGAUGAGCAGGUUAAGCACGAAAGUUCAAGUUCUGAUUUUACAUCUGACACUGAGGAUUUUAGUGAUGCAGUUGAGGAGAACAGAUCAUCAUUGGACCAACUUAGGUCCAGUGGAGGCUCGGAUGUAGAAAGAUCUAAGCUGGAGGGGACAAAAGAACAUCCUUUAAAUGAUGAGCUGUUUUCGCUGUUAGAAUCGAAUCCUGGCCAAAAUGAUUCGGCAACUAUAUCAAGAAAGAGGCAUGUAGAAAGGUUGGACUACAAAAAGCUGCAUGAUGAGACAUAUGGACACGUUUCUUCUGAUUCAAGUGAUGAAGAUUGGAUGGAUACUGCUUCACCAAAGAAAGUGAAGAAUAAUUCUGGGGAUGUUGCUUUGGUGUCACUCAAUGGAAAGACUCCGCUUGUCAAGAACAGCGCUGAAGGUACAAAGUACAACCAGGAAGAGAGUGAACAUACUCCUAAGAGAAGAGCUUCUAAGAGGUUAAGUGUUGAAGGCAGUAAUAAUUCACCAGCAACAUCAAAUAGAGGUUCUUCUCAACCUGGUUCUGGUGGUAAAAGUUCUUCAAGAUCAUAUAAGAAACUUGGAGACACUGCCUCUCAGAUACUCAUCAAUUCUUUUAAGGAAAAUCAAUACCCUGAACGUGCAAUGAAAGAAAAUCUGGCAAAAGAAUCAGGAUUGACAUUGAAACAGGUCAGCAAAUGGUUUGAAAAUGCUCGUUGGAGUUUCCGGCAUCCAUCACAGAUGGAUUCAAGUACAGUUAAAAGUACCCCAAACAAGGGCUCUCCCUCACCUAAAAAAGGUACAGUUAAAAGUCCUAGUGCGAUAAGGGUCAGUAAUGGAGACGCAAGGGAGGUGAUUAAAGAAAGCAGCAUUCAGAAAUCUACUACCCCUAGAGGUAGAAAGAAAAAAGCAAAACUAGAUCAUCAAGCAAUUGAUCAUAUGAGUAUCGAGGAGACAUCAGAGCAAGCAAAGGCUCGGGAAGCAGGGAAAAGUAGCCGAGAGGUGAUUAAAGAAAGCAGCAUUCAGAAAUCUACUACCCCUAGAACUAGAAGUAGAAAAGCUAAAUUAGAUAAUCAAGUAAUUGAUCAGGCCAGUAUUGAGGAGACACCAGGGCAGAGUGUACCAGUAGGUUCAUCAAAAGCUCAGGGAGUGGGGCAAAGUAACCGAACUAAGGGUAGGAAGAGGAAAUCCGUUUCUUGACCAUACGAAUUUGGACAAUCAUGGUCGGGAACAAAUUUGACCAUUUGCCACUUGGAAUAGCAAUUCAAGUUGUUUGCAAAGGUUUUUCCAUCUAUCAUAGGUAAUCCUGACAACUCCUGCAACUCCGGUUCUAUGAAUUAGCAAUUAUUUUCUUCUUUCAGGUUCACUACUUUUGGUCUCCUUUCUCUGUGCCUCGUAUCGAUUCUUCAUAUUUGUAGUUCACAGUUCACACGAGCUAGCCUGCCAUGCUUUCUAAGAACUUACUGCUCAGGCUCAAAGAUUUUUGGUUUCAACCAGCAUGGUUGUGUGCCGCUAUAUAUUGACAUUGUCAUUAUAUGAACCUGGAUACUGUUGUCAUCAUUCUGUUGUGAACCUGCAGGCAACCUACUUAUGUGGGCAAUGCAUUUGCUUGAGAAAUGUUCUCCAGAAGCCGAAAGAAUGCAGAACUUGGCCCUCCACCCCAACCAAUUUUGUAGUGCUUUAUUUCGGUUUGCUCGACUGGGUGGACGAUCAUUAAAGUUGUCAAGAUGCAAAAAGGAUGAGAUAAUUUGUUGAAAUUGUACUUUUAUCAUGACCUAAUCUGUUGUAAGAAAAAAUCUAAUUGUCUAAAGACGCAGUAGGCUUUCAAAUCCUAUGAGAAAUCAAGUAUUAGACCCUCAUUUUCCAUUUUCAAAUAAAUGAAUGAAUUCUUAUGGUUUAAA
Cornus florida is the source of this 4093-nucleotide messenger RNA. RefSeq names its product homeobox protein HAT3.1. Lineage: Eukaryota; Viridiplantae; Streptophyta; Magnoliopsida; Cornales; Cornaceae. The transcript is spliced from 11 exons. Gene Ontology annotation, biological process: regulation of DNA-templated transcription; chromatin organization. The coding region runs from base 411 to 3392 and encodes 993 amino acids. Gene Ontology annotation, cellular component: nucleus. The record is from RefSeq and is a predicted model, not a curated record. Gene Ontology annotation, molecular function: chromatin binding; DNA binding.